UCAUGGGUGUGCCGAAGUUCGCAUACGACGCAAACGAGAGCGCGCACACCGUGCCCGUAAACGUAGAAUCGUGAUGAAUCCCUCGUAUAUAUUCCUCCCGCGCACAUCACCGGUCCAUCCACCCUCGCAGCCCCCUCCCGCUACUCAUUACUCCUAGCUCUUCGUAUCCGCUUGGAUUGAGCGAGAGCACGACGCGAUUACGCGAUUUAGUGUUGCCUCCGGAGCACUCCAUGGUGGAUGACUCCAAUCUCGUCUCGGAUCAAACUGUGCGUCGUUCCAGUGAACGACACCGGCGCACAGAAUACCUGGUGCUUCUCCGACGCGUUUUCCAGAGUUAACGACCUCGACGAUGUGACACCGGUAUCCUCAACAAAGCUCUGAACCCGAACAAGGUGGUGAUCAAUUACAACCCAACAUUGUUUGAAUAGUAAAAUCAACGUUCGGAGAAAAUCGUUGGGUACCGAGAUAAAAGAAGGUGUGUAGAGUUUAGAGGAAAGAUUCAAGUUUUGGAGCCGAUUUGAAAAGAGAAAAACGAAAGAGUUCGAAAAUAGUCAAGACACACAUCUAUGGCGUGAGAGUGACGUGUGCUAAGAAUUGAGCCCAAAGGUGGUGGCCCGAUGUUCGAUGAGUGCGGGUGAUGACAGAUGUGUCGGUCGUUGUUGCGGAGUGUAACCUAUCGUCGUUUCUGCCAACGCGUCCUCACGAUACCGUUGUGUUGACGCGAUAUAAGUGAAAACGUGAGAUAUAGGAUCGAAACACGCAAGGAUGAACCAAGCCGCUAAAGUCUACAAGCUGCUGGCAGUCUUACUCUGCUACGAAGCCUGCAGCUACAGCUUAGUCCUAGAAGAGGAUAAGGAACCGACUUAUCUUAAUGCCGGGGUAGGAGAGUACGCGGUAUUUAAUUGCGAUCUUGACUUUCCACACGAUACGCCGAUUCCGUAUGUGCUUCAAUGGAACCGCCACAAACGUACAGUAUUUUCCUGGUACGAUGGACACGUGACGGUGGACAAUGCUUACAAAGGUCGCAUACACUUGUUGGACAAUAUCGGACAUCACGGCCAGGGUAGCAUAAACCUCACAAAUAUUCGUGAAAGCGACCAGGGCUGGUACGAGUGCAAGGUGAUCUUCCCUAAUAGAACGCCGAAUUCUAGAAACAAUGGCACGUGGUUCCACCUCGCCAUUUAUGGUGCGUCGCCGUUCCCGACGCCUGUUGCAGGCGAUACCCUACUAACGAUACCACCUGUCAAUAAGACUGCCAUGGAAGGCGAGACUGUCACCUUUGACUGUGUCGCUAAGGGCGAAAGUACGAUUGUAACGUGGUUUCGUGAAGGGAUACCGAUAACGGAAAUACAGGAUCUCAGAAGAAGAAUGUCUGUCGAUAACGGAACGUUGACUAUAACUUCAGCUGCCAUGGGUGACCUUGGGGAAUACACCUGCGUAGUGACCGGGGAAAACGGAGAUCAGCAAAGUGCCUCGGCCUUUCUCAACGUUCAAUAUAAGGCGAAAGUAAUUUACGCACCCCGGGAGGUCUAUCUUCCGUACGGCAAACCAGCCCUCUUAGACUGCCACUUCAGAGCAAACCCGCCUCUCACAAAUCUUCGUUGGGAAAAGGAUGGAUUCCUCUUUGAUCCUUACAACGUGCAAGGGGUCUUCUACAGGAGGAACGGAUCUCUCUAUUUUAGUAAAGUGGACGAGACGCAUUCGGGAAGUUAUAGUUGCACUCCCUACAAUGAACUAGGCACCGAAGGGCCCAGUCCUUCGAUCACCGUAAUAGUUCAAAGACCGCCGAUAUUCACAGUUACGCCACAACAUUUAUAUAUGCGAAAGCUUGGCGAUGUCUUGGAAAUUCCUUGUCAAGCCAAAGACGGCGACGAUUCGCGUCAACCUACUAUCGUGUGGUACAAAGACGGAAUGCCUUUAUCGCCUGAGAGAAGUAUCAUAACUGGUGGCAAUCUCACGAUAGAAAGGAUUCAGGAACACGAUCGAGGAUUAUAUCAAUGCGCAGCUAGCAAUGAGGCAGCAACGGUCAUCGCGGAUGCUGAAUUAAUGGUAUUGAACGUCCCGCCUAGAGCACCGUACAAUCUAAGCGCCAACAGUAGCAAAAAUGCCGUCACUUUGACUUGGGUACCUGGAUACGUGAGACCCAAGAUGGAAUAUUCAGUAUGGUACAGACCAACGGACACGUCCGAAUGGAGAACCAUGAAAAUUCUCUCGAGAAAAAUUACGGAAGCGACGGUCAACAAUCUUUAUCCAGGACGAGAAUAUGAGUUUAUGGUGUUGAGUCAGGAUAAGCACGGUGACGGAAUGUUUAGUAAAGCGCUUCGAAUAUUCACUCAGCCGAGUAAGCUUAUCAACUUUCUGCAGAGUUCUAUCAAUGAGAACUCGGCAUCGGAAUAUCGCAGUCCGCUAGAAGAAAUCAUGGGACCACCUAUUAACGUAAAAGUUCAAGCGACAGUUGAGGGUUACUUGGUUACUUGGGAACCACCUGAAUACGGAAAAAACCAAGUUAGGCUUUAUACUGUGAGAUGGUUUCGAGGACCGUCCGAGCAUUUGUAUGGAAGAGCAGAAACAACCGAUACUUAUUAUCUAGUAAAAACUUUGGAGGAGGAAAGCUUUUAUACUUUCGAAGUGGCAGCGAUGUCCAUUACAGACGACGUUGCAACCAGUGAACGAAUCGGUUUGGAGGUGCCUGCUUAUCGUCGCAACAGGGCAAUUUCCAUGGGAAUCGUCGCCGGUAUAGGUUUUUUGGCAGCCGCUCUAGCCGCUGUAUGGUGGGCGAGAAAACGUUUUUGUCAACCGUCUAACGAGAAAUAGCCGACCGAACUUGUGGAAAACACACGUGGUGUACUCAAGCAAGAUAGCUGUUCGUGCGCAUAAUUGAUUAAGUAUUCACAUCAUUCGUGCGGUUACUAGCGAAAUGAAUCAUUACAGAAAAAAAACAACACUAUGUUUCCUUCGUGAAAUAACAGAGAGAGCGUACAAUUUUAUCCAAUACAAAUUUGUGCGUCUUGAAAAAAAAAGAUAUGAGUUUUUAAAGCUCGUUAAAGACAUACAUAAAUAAAAAAAUAGUAUCAAAUAUUAUUAUAUAUAUAGUGACGGAAUGUGAAGAGCGAAAUAUAUCAAAGGAAUUGAUAUAUUAGGGACAUAUAGAUUCUUGAGUAUCACCUGUGUAAGCGAUUUUAUUUACCGACCUCUAAUAUAGUAUAUAAGUUUCUUGAGUGUUCUUGUAUCGCUAAUUAAAUCAUACUUUGUGUAUCGUUUGACAGCUUUAUUAAGUAAUUGCACGUUUAAAUAAUUAGACUUCAUGCAUAUUACAGGUCAUCAACCGUCAAAUAGUAUCAAGAUUAUGUGUCAAGAGGAAUCGUCGUUUAUGAUUUAUUACAUGUUUUUCUCCUUUUUUUUAUUGUAUAUAAAUUAUGCCCGUAAGGGAUAUGCAUAAAUAUCUUCUUCGUUUCUUAUUGCUACUUGUACUGAAUUUUUUCGAUGCAGCAUUAUCAUAUAUAUCUGUACAUCACAAUAUAUAGUUGCAGUUAACAAUAAAGAAAAUUGAAAAAAUAUAUCAUUA
Messenger RNA from Formica exsecta, 3565 nucleotides. RefSeq names its product protein borderless (gene bdl). The transcript is spliced from 12 exons. The record is from RefSeq and is a predicted model, not a curated record. Bases 766 to 2814 code for a protein of 682 amino acids. Gene Ontology annotation, molecular function: protein binding. NCBI's taxonomy places the organism in Eukaryota, Metazoa, Arthropoda, Insecta, Hymenoptera, Formicidae.